This is a messenger RNA of Linum trigynum, 1359 nucleotides long. NCBI's taxonomy places the organism in Eukaryota, Viridiplantae, Streptophyta, Magnoliopsida, Malpighiales, Linaceae. The record is from the annotation of a GenBank genome assembly.
AUGAAUAAGAAGAAAGCAAUAGCAUUCAAGGUCUCCACUAUACAGUCUUCGCCGAUCGAUGGCCAGAAGCCCGAAACUUCUGGCCUACGAAAGAAGGUGAAAGUUUUCAUGCAACCACAUUACUUGGAGAAUUUCGUUCAAUCAACAUUCAAUGCCCUCACAGCAGAAAAAGUGAGAGGUGCCACACUUGUUGUUUCUGGAGAUGGCCGUUAUUAUUCUAAAGAUGCCGUUCAGAUAAUUGUCAAAAUGGCAGCUGCCAAUGGGGUGAGGCGUGUUUGGGUUGGUCAGAAUUCGUUGCUUUCAACUCCUGCUGUCUCUGCUGUGAUUCGUGAAAGAGUUGGAGCAGAUGGAUCCAAGGAAACAGGCGCGUUUAUAUUAACAGCAAGUCACAAUCCAGGAGGCCCUGAUGAGGAUUUUGGGAUCAAAUAUAACAUGGAAAAUGGUGGUCCAGCUCCAGAAGGAAUCACGGAUAAGAUUUAUGAGAACACUAAAACAAUAAAGGAGUAUUUAACAUCUGAUGUUCCAGAUGUAGAUAUUUCUUCAAUUGGUGUUACUAGCUUUUCAGGCCCUGAAGGAAAAUUUGAUGUGGAAGUUUUUGACUCCGCAAGUGAUUAUGUAAAAUUGAUGAAGACUAUUUUUGACUUUCAGUCAAUCAAGAAGCUGAUAGCAAGUCCAAACUUCAGUUUUUGCUAUGAUGCACUACAUGGAGUUGCUGGUGCUUAUGCACAUCGCAUUUUUGUCGAGGAGCUUUGUGCACAAGAGUCUGCAUUGUUGAACUGUGUUCCUAAGGAAGACUUUGGAGGAGGGCAUCCAGAUCCCAAUCUCACAUAUGCGAAGGAGUUAGUUGCAAGGAUGGGCCUCGGAAAAUCCAACACUGAUGUUGACCCACCAGAAUUUGGGGCUGCUGCAGAUGGUGAUGCAGAUCGCAACAUGAUCCUUGGUAAAAGGUUCUUUGUUACCCCGUCAGAUUCUGUGGCUAUAAUUGCUGCAAAUGCAGUUGAAUCCAUCCCCUACUUCUCUUCUAGGCUGAAGGGAGUUGCCAGGAGCAUGCCAACGUCAGCUGCCCUUGAUGUUGUGGCGAAAAGUCUGAACUUGAAAUUUUUUGAGGUCCCAACAGGCUGGAAGUUCUUUGGUAACUUGAUGGAUGCUGGUUUAUGUUCUGUUUGUGGUGAAGAAAGUUUCGGAACUGGCUCUGAUCAUAUUCAAGAUAUAGUCCGCAAGCAUUGGGCUACUUAUGGUCGUCACUAUUAUACUCGUUAUGAUUAUGAGAAUGUUGAUGCAGGUGCAGCUAAAGAACUGAUGGCUAACUUGGUCAACCUCCAAUCAAAUGUUACUGUAGUUAAUGAGUAUGUCCUAUGA